Molecule: messenger RNA, 5141 nt
Organism: Amoebophrya sp. A25
Lineage: Eukaryota; Dinophyceae; Syndiniales; Amoebophryaceae
Source: the annotation of a GenBank genome assembly
AGGUCGAGCGGACAGCGACGAGCUGGUGGCACUGAUGGCGGCGGAAGUAGACCGCAAACUUGCCAGAAUCGAGAUUCCUGGAGCCUUUUCUGACGAUGUGCCUACUUCGCCAGGUGUUCAGAAUCAAGGGAAGAGUACCGCGACAAGGACAACUUCCAUUAGCAACUACAACAAAUCGACGAACAAACUCGACGGAGCUUCUCCAGGCAGUGCGUCUCCCACAAGGACCGACCUUGGGCAGAACAAGAGCUGGAGACAGCAGGAAAACGAAAAGCACGGGACGGGCGCUUCAGCCGCAGCCGGGCGCAAGGAAACGCUGCCGCCGAAAGGAAAGGAUGGAUUAAGAAAACAGAAAGAGGUUUUUCAGGCAGGCGACGCCGAGGGCCGCCACGCAACGUCGAAGGUACGGACCACUCGUAGUCGGAGUCCCGAGAGUUUUGCAGUUGCGCGAGAAGUCGGAGGACCAGGAGGAGCCGCGCCUUCGACCGGCAAGGCCUCCACGACAAGUCCAAAAAAGAAAGGGAGCGGCCCUACUGUGGUAACCUCGAGUUUAGGAACAGGCGCCGCAGUUGCGUCGACUGGAGAGAGGGACCGGAAUUUGAACCAGGAGCAGGGACUCUCGUUAGCGGGCACUCCGAAGUUUGGAGGCAGCAGCGCUUCCAACACGCGCGAAAAUAGCAAGCGCAAUAAUUCGAUCGACGGUCCUAUGCCACCUCCAGUGCCAAUUCAUCCGCCAGGCAAGCCGGAUGUGGCAACGCUGUCGCACCCGCACGGCGAGGAAGAGAGCGACAAGGUGCCGAGAUACUGGAACUCCGAAGGCGAGGUGUUUCCCAUGCAGCGAUUCAACGACUUCGCGGAGCCCUACAACGAAAAGAUAAUCGAGAUGGAAAAGGCGUACAAGCGCGGUGACUAUGAGCCCUUCAAGGACGACUAUGUGGCCGCGACCAACGCCAAGACGGCAGAAAGGCAUAAUCACCCGCCAGAGAACCAGUACAACACGCCCGACCCGGGAGAGGAGCGCGUGCAAAAAGUUGUGGAUAAGCGUAUCGCUGCAGCUGCAGGGAGCAAAGACUCAGCGGGCAAAGAGUCUUCAACAGCAUCAGCGGGUGGAGGAAAUAACCGUAUGUCGCGUCCGGGCUCCGGUCAUUCGGACCCGGACAUCAAUGCUGAGAUUUUGGGUGGUGGAGACUUGCUAAAAUUCCGUUCAGAUGGCUUCAAAGCAUCAAAUGAGGCCGAGGCGGCAGGAGCAGCGGCGUCGGCCAAUUCCACAUUGACCGACUACAGCGGAUUCGCAGUGGGAGAAGCGCAGAUGCACCGCACCUACGACUCCAACCUAGGAACAGAUGGGGGAGGAAUGCCCGAGCCGCCUCCAGGUGGUGAGAUGAGUGAGGAGCACAGCGACCAUGCAAGCGCUGGUGGGAACGCGGCAGUGCCGAAUCCCGUAGUGCGGGACUUGCCCGGUUGCUACUUUGAAUAUGAUCCCUCGGGCGCGUCGGUGUACCAAUUCGAUGUGAACGGCACCGUAGUCGCAGUUCUCACAGACGCGCAGUACCGAGAGUUCUACUAUGGCCAAAACUACAUGGCUCCGAUCGAUGAGGGCGAAGAAGAGGAAGAGGAGACGGAGCAGCAUCAAGAAGGAGCGCACAACAUGCUAGCAGAAGGAAGCCACUGUCGCUCGGCCGUCAGUUCUCGAGGCUUCGGCGGCUCCUCGACCAAUCCGCUAGUGACUCACGGAACUGCCGCGGCGGCCAUUUCGCACAGCCCGAAGCGAGGCACCAUUUAUUACGGCGAGGCGUCGCCAUCCGCAAAAGCGCACUACAAUAAUCGGACGACAUCGUUCACUACUGGCAACAAGCGCAAUUACAUCAACAGUAAGAUCGUCAGUGGUCCAACUACAUCUUGUUCUAGUCGCUCUCCCAAUUCCCGAAUCAAAACUGCAGUAAAAACACCGCUUCCUGUAAGUCAGGGGGACGUGCUAGAGUAUGAUCCGGACCAGCUGCGUCAUUUUUGUCGGGCUAAGCUCCUUGAGGGCGCGGGCGCGCUGAACUACGUGUUUGAGCGUCGACGGAAUUGGGAGGACGAGGCUCGGGGUGGGCGUGCUGCUAUUCUGGACCAGCAUGAGGCGAAACUCGUGGCCACUGCAGCGGAGCGCGUCGACCAGGAGCUGGAGGAGAAGUACCCAGAGUUUGCUCUGGAACGGCGGUUGUUGAAUGACGCAGCGCCUAACGAGCCUUUUGCUCCAGGAAAGAAGGGCAUGAGUCUGGACGCUCGUGAAGUGGAGGCCUCAAAGCAAGGCUCAUUGCCGGGCGUCAAAAACGACCACGCCCUUCGGAAUCUGUUUCUGAAACCGAAUGCUCUCGUCGUUCCAACAACGAUCGAUGCGCGGCCGGAGGGUUUCUCUCCGAAAGGACAUAAGAGUGACAAUGUCGACAGUUAUGCUUCUUCACCAAAAAAUGAGCAGAGAAGCAGAAACAUGGACCUGAACAACAAGAACAAGAAGAACAUGAAACAGGCUAACAAUUAUGGUACGGUGGACGGCCAUGGCCAUGCGUCCAUGCACACAAGCUACACGGAGAAGCAAUUUGUCAGUCUACAGCGUCCUGCGCUGGCAGUGCAGGAUAAAGCAGCCCGGCAAGAGCGGAAAAAGUCGGAGUUUCUUGGUCCGAAGGCUGAGAGGUUCGAGAAGGCUAUCCGGAAAAUCACCGGUCACAGUGUUCGCGACCUAGUCGAAAAAGCAGCCAAAAAACACGGAAUCAUUUGUGCGGCGGCAGGCCAGAUCGAGGAAUCGGAGAUGGCGCUCAAGGCUGGGGACCGAGUUGGGUUGAUGGCUUCGAAAGAAAAUCAGGUACUUGUUUCUAGAUACACUCGGCAACACUGAGCCUGAUGACAGCAUCUGCACUGAAUGCGAUAGGACGCAUUUCUUCAUCGUUGUAGAGCGAAUGAGUACGUGAGGUGGAUAUUCUUGCGAUGAGGUGAGAGAAUGUUUGUUUUUCUGUUGUACCAGAUAUACAUAGUUCUUAGAAGUAGUUCUCUUCAAGAAAAAAUUAUACAAGAAACUUCUCAAAGGUUCAGGUUGUUGUGCAAUUCCAUAAUUCAUCACUCUUACUUUCACACCAGGGCCUGUAUCUGCCCGAAAAGCAAGCCCAGAUGGAGAAAAUCAAUGAGUUUUAUGAGAAAAAGUGGACUCUUGUGAUGGAUCGAAUCGAUAAGGAUCUGCUGCUAGAGGAGGAAGAGUACAGACGAAACCGUGAGUUCGCUAUCCUGCAUGGACAAGACCGCAAUACCUCUGGAUCUAACUGGCAGAAACCGCGUAUGCAAAAGAAGACGGCUACCUUAGGGGAUUCUGGUGAACAACAAGGAAACGUAGAGGACGAAGAGAAUGCGGAGAAAGGUGCUGCUAACAAGGAUGGAUCUGGCGAUGUAGGAACUGAACCACAACACCAGCGCCGGGAACAGCCAUCGGCUGAGGCUGGUGGUGACGGUGAUACCACACCGGGAUUAGCGUCGAAGAGCGUUCGUUUGAGUGUUCUUGAUGCAACAAGUGCUGAUCAAGCAGCAGCAGCAGCGGCAGAAGGUGGUGUAGUUGAGGGUGAAUAUGAUCCUAUUUCUGCUUUGAAAUCAGAGGCGCUUUCUUCUCCCACUGCGGAUAAACCCAGACAAGCAGAGUUUCAGGAGGAAGAAAAGCGGAAACGUGCGGAGCCCUUGCGGGAUGGGACCUUGCGGUUGAUGACAGGCAUUCGCAUGCCUGGUCACGAGUCGCCCAUUGGCUACCGCUACCGAGAUCGUGACUACGACCCGCCAGGGGCCUUCUCCGACGCUCAUUCGCCUGCCGCUCUCGCGCGUCGGCGGGGAGAUGCUACGUCCCCGACUGUGUCCGACAUCUGCAACCUGACUACGGGCGGAGGAGCGCCCAUGACCCGACUCUUUCCCACGAUCCAGCAGCCGCAGGGACUGCGCGUGAAAGACUGGAUGGCCGACUACGAAGACAACAAGCUUGCUAGGAUGGGGAACUAUCCAAAACUGCGUGGCCACGAUGAGAGCCGCUACUAUCGAGGACCCUACGGCCUGUCCAUGACGAAGGAGAGUCGGGAAAUCUGCCACGAGAAAACUAGGCAGCGCGAGCAAGAGAUGCGCGAUACGUUGCACUGCGAUCGCAUGGGCGGGUGGCACGUUAACAAGGGUGUCCCCAAUGCGAGCUUCGACAAGUCAGUGCAGCCCCUCUACGUCUUCCAGGCGGAUGAGGACGAGGUUCUAGGAGGCAUGGCCAAAUUAGCGAAACGCGACCGCGAUCAACGUUGUAAUACUACGUUAUCCACCUCUAGGAACACAAACACACUCCCGACAGGAGGAGGUAAAGAAGAUUGGAAAGUAACAUCACCCGAAACUGCGAGAAGUAACAGGCAGGGCAAGAAUAAUAUAACUGGUGCUGCGGCAGAGCAUCUGCAGAAGAGCCCGCUGCAUGGGAAUACUACGAGUUGUCCUCUGCCCUUUCAAAUCGGUGCUGAAGGGCAGUCGUCCUUGGUGAAUGACUUGACUUCUACUAGCAGCUUGAAUAGGACCACGCUCGAACGUCUACCGGAUACCACGACUGUUACAUCCGAAAUGGACGUCUUAAGCCCUGGCGGCGCUGGUGCGGCUCCAGUAGAGCUAUUGGGAGAACUUGAAGUUGAAGGUCUAUGCAAGCAAGAGGGGCUUUCUUCUUCGAGUGCCGCGAGCAGUUCCACGAGUCCAUUUCGCGCUACGCGAGAGUUGCAUCUUCAAGCAGCUUCUUCUGGUAUGAAGAGCCCAGGAGGGGUGGACUCGAAAUCAGCAAGAUCAUCAUCACCCAAGUCGCCCUCGUCCAAAAAGGACCCAGCUUGGAGCAUUCGGGAUCAAAUAGCCGGUCUGAAGAAAUCUUUGAAAGGCGUCGCUAGAUUUAGAUGACGAUCUUCCAGGAAGGGAAAGGGCGGAUAGAAGAGGGGGAAGAUGCUAGAAGAGUUGCCGCACUACUCGUCCUGGAUGAACCAAGAAUCGCUAGAAGUUUCCUCGGACUACGAGAGCACUGCAGCAUGCUACUCCUGUAGCUGCAACGGGAUGGUUCCCUCUCUUCCAACCGACUUCGUCGUGCAUCUCUCUGCAUACGUGCAAGUUAGAAACAGUAC